Salvia splendens (bonfire salvia) is the source of this 1836-nucleotide messenger RNA. Its product is annotated as pto-interacting protein 1. The transcript is spliced from 8 exons. Gene Ontology annotation, molecular function: protein kinase activity; ATP binding. Gene Ontology annotation, biological process: protein phosphorylation. The record is from RefSeq and is a predicted model, not a curated record. Bases 566 to 1651 code for a protein of 361 amino acids. NCBI's taxonomy places the organism in Eukaryota, Viridiplantae, Streptophyta, Magnoliopsida, Lamiales, Lamiaceae.
UUGGAACUGUUACUACUGAUAAUUCAGUUAUUUCAUGUAUUCAAUUUUCUUAUACUUAUUUUGCGAGAUCUGAUUCAAUUUUUCCGUGCCUAAUCGAAUGCCAAUUUUUCUUUGUUGCAUCGUGAUUUCCCCCUCAAAUUCACUUUCCACUUGAUGUGAGUUGAAUUACAAUCAGAUUAGGUGGUCCUCAACUCCAUCUUGUGAUUGCCGGGUGGGAGGGGGAGGCACGCAAUGAAUGUUUUAGGUGAUAACUUUAUUGACAAAAUUGGCUUGAUAGCAUAACCUGCAAUUGGAAGCAUGCGAGUCAGAGAAACUUUGAAGAGCUUACAGCUUAAUUAGAUAGAAUUUUGACUUCUGGAGUCAAUGAGGCUACACAGGCUUUUGGUCUGAAUGCACUUCUCUCAUUGACGUUGCUACCCCAUUGGUUAUCUUGAAGAAGUGUAUAUUAGGUCACAUUUUAUUCUCGGGAAAGCUGACUAGAAGCAAUAAUUCGUUGAGUAUUAGCUUAUUUUGGUGAUUUCACGGAUAUCGUGACAUUUGAGGAGAUCAUUUGGUUAAACGGAAUAUGAGUUGUCUUGGCUGUUGUGGAGAUGAUGAGAUCAAUAGAAAUGCUGACGGUGGAGGCCCGUACCCAGUAAAAACCUCAGCUGGCAAUGCUGGGAAUUAUCACACUGCUGAAGCCACAUCUAAAGAUCAAGCUGUGAAAAUACAGCCUAUUGCUGUCCCAUCAAUUCCCGUGGAUGAACUCAAGGAAGUUACAAGUAACUUUAGCACAGAUUCUUUAAUAGGAGAAGGCUCAUAUGGAAGAGUUUAUUACGGAAUUCUUACUAAUGGUCGAGCUGCAGCCAUAAAGAAGUUGGAUGCCAGCAAACAACCAGAUGAUGAAUUCUUAGCUCAGGUAUCUAUGGUGUCAAGGCUGAAGCAUGAUAAUUUUGUGGAGCUACUUGGUUAUUCUGUUGAUGGAAAUCAACGUAUUCUGGCAUAUGAAUUUGCAUCUAAUGGAUCUCUUCAUGACAUUCUUCACGGAAGAAAAGGUGUUAAAGGAGCGCAGCCUGGUCCUCUUCUUUCUUGGGCUCAACGUGUUAAAAUUGCUGUAGGUGCUGCUAAGGGCCUUGAAUAUCUUCACGAAAAAGCAGACCCUCAUAUUGUCCACCGUGAUAUAAAGUCCAGCAAUGUACUGAUUUUUGACGAUGAUGUAGCUAAGAUUGCUGAUUUUGAUCUAUCAAAUCAAGCUCCUGAUAUGGCAGCACGUCUUCACUCUACUCGUGUCCUUGGGACAUUUGGAUAUCAUGCUCCAGAAUAUGCUAUGACUGGACAGCUGAACUCAAAGAGUGAUGUUUAUAGCUUUGGUGUUGUCCUUCUGGAGCUCCUUACUGGCCGCAAACCCGUUGAUCAUACAUUACCUCGUGGGCAGCAAAGCUUAGUAACAUGGGCUACACCUAAACUGAGUGAAGAUAAGGUUCGGCAAUGCGUUGAUGAGAGACUACAAGGAGACUAUCCUCCUAAGGCUGUCGCUAAGAUGGCUGCUGUUGCUGCCUUGUGCGUACAGUAUGAAGCUGAUUUUCGGCCAAAUAUGAGCAUUGUGGUGAAAGCGCUCCAGCCUCUGUUAAAUACUCGUGCUGGACCUACUGGUGAAGCUGGAUUGACAUGAACCCUGAAUCAGAAAGAUAUCCCCUCUCUCUCUCUCAUGUUCGUGAUUGUUUAAAUUAAACGAGUCCCCUGAGGCGUGUAUUGUUUCCAUUGUUUUUCCCUCGCCAACGUAUCGUGUAUUAUAAUAGACUUGAAAAUCUAUGUAUUUGACAUUCUUUCAAUAUGUGAUACUCCAUUUGCCUACCA